Molecule: messenger RNA, 3116 nt
Organism: Cryptomeria japonica (Japanese cedar)
Lineage: Eukaryota; Viridiplantae; Streptophyta; Pinopsida; Cupressales; Cupressaceae
Exons: 2
Coding region: 375-2861 (828 amino acids)
Source: RefSeq, a predicted model, not a curated record
GUAUUUCCAUUCACGUACAAAUCUCUUUUGACAGCUAUAAAAACAUUUCUAAUUUCAUUACAAAACCACUAGUUACCAACGUCUAUAUCUCUAUCCUCGCCUUUCUUUUCAAAAUCCAGCUUCCAUACUGUUCUUCCCUCUAAUUUCUUUCUUACUUAAACCCUAUUUUGAGCUAAAAAAUGGCAGACAAAUGGAGCAUUAGGUGCAAGAUUCUGUAAUUUGCAGGCCAAUGAAACCUGGGAUUUCAACAGGACAACAUAAAGACCCUAUGGGGGGGUACUGCAUAGUGUAAACAAGGUGAUCACUGAUACACUCAAAUUGUCAAAGGGAAUUGGGGACCUGGGUCAAUUUAACAGAAUUCGGCUACCAAUUGUAUGCAUAUGAUGAGGCUGCUAAAGGUCCAGAUAGAGGAUGGCAAUUAUAGCCCCGCGGCUCUUUCUGAUAUAAGUAAUCUGAAUAUCCAUCAAGACAUUUUUGAUGUAAGUAAGGAAUUGGGGUUUGGAGAGGAGGAAGAAUGGAUGCCUAACACAGAUGUUCCUUUGAAGGAAGAAUGUAGUGCUGGAUUGCCUGAAACAAAGCCUGGAAAUUGUAAAAAAUCUGCAGGAUGUAAACAUGCUAGGGUUAGUAGCAAAAGCAUUGCAGGAGAGGAUUUAGAGGCUAAUGAUGCUAUGGAAAUGACAUCUUCAGAUGCUCAAGGUUUGUUUCAAAAACAACCUUACCUAACCUAUUCCCUGCAGAAGGAGAUGAAUGAUGUAACCUCUGAAGCUGUUAGUGUUGAAAGAAAAUCCUUGAUCAGCACUGAUAUGAAAGUGAAGCAUUUUAAGAGUCUAAUAGCAAAGGAAAAUGUAAUUGAAGGCAUCAGUGGAAAUGGAAAUGUUGAACAUCUUGUAUCAAAGGUUCAAAAUGCUGUCAAAUUUGAGAUGCUGAUGGAUGAGUUACAGUUGAAGAUGAAGGCUAAUAGGGAUGAUCUAGAAAUGACACUAUUUGGAAAUGAAUACACAGAGAAAAGUAAACUUCAAAGAGAAACAGUUGAUAUGUAUCAGAAGAAAGUUCAGGUGCCAAACCAUGAUAUUAAUGUUUGUCAUAUAGAGAAGAAGGAUGCAACAUGGGACGUCUUUGAAACAAGGAGUGGGACAGUUCACAGUGAAUUGAAGCAGUUGAAUGAGCAGGAAGAAUCACCUUUGCAAGUAUGCAAUAACUGUGAAACAACUGUUGAAAAUGUUAGUGAGGUUCACAGUGAAUUGAAGCAGUUGAAUGAGCAGGAAGAACCACCUUUGCAAGUACGCAAUAACUGUGAAACAACUGUUGAAAAUGUUAGUGAGGAUGAGGCAUUUUCUCCUAGUCAGAACAAGGAAUAUGAGCUUGUAGGCCAUGAAAUUCUAGAAUUAUGGAAAGCAGAGAUGACAGGACACAAGGAAACCUUUGACAGGUUGAAAUAUGUAGAGGAGUUCUUAAUUCAGCUUCACAGGGAAGCUGUCAAAUUAAAUAAAGUGCUACGAGCAGGUUCUAUAAAAAAUACAAUGUCUAUACUAAUCAACUUCUUCAAAAGAUUAGCACAGUUACAGCUACAAGGUUCUCAGAAAAUUUCUGACUAUCAUAAGCAUGCUAGGCAGUCAUUCAAAGUCGAAUUUAUUGACAGGUUGAGAGAUGAAAUGCAGCAAUUGGAGACUGAAAAGAAUAGGCUGGAGAAUGAACUGAAUUUGGUUAUCACAAGAACGAGAGAAGUUGAAGAAAGGAAUGAGGCUCUAUGGAUGGAAAAGGAGAGGCAUUUCGCAUCUGAAAUUGCAAGUGCUCAACAAAAGGCACAUUGCCUGCUCGAACACGAUGAGAAAGUAGAAGCUAAUCACAUUCAGGAGCGACAUCACUGGAAACACGAAUUAGAGAUGUGUAGAAAUGAAUGUAAAGACAAACAGGAGAUCCUCUACAGUAUGUUAAAAGAAAGGGAAGAGAAGUUGAUGAAAGAAAGUGAAAUGUGGUCAAGGUUGCUGGAGGCUAAAGAUGGAGAGCUAGAUUCUAUGAAAAUUGUAAUAAAGAAAGUUGUGCAUACAUUAAAUGCAACCAAAAGACAUCUUUAUGAUUUGAAAAGUCUCUUGAUAACACACAGGAAGGAUCUUGUGAAAGACAACAAAGGGUCUUAUACUUGUUCUACAAGGUCAGCUUCUGAGUUACAAAAUUGGAAUGACAUUCCCGAUGUGGAAGAGUGUGAGCUAGAGAUGCCAUUGCUUCUUGAAAAGCUAGCUACAUGUACAGAGAAAAAUAUUCGUAGACUUGGUGUGGAGAUCAGGGAAGAGUAUGACAGGAUGGAAAAAGAAAAAAGUGAGGCCAGGUUGUGUACGAUGCAAGCCAAACAGGAAAAGUUGAAGAACGAAGAACAUCUUUCAGAAAGAUUGUUUUUGAUGGAGCGCUUUCAAGGAGAUAUAAGGUCUAAGGAAGCACAUUUAGACCAGGAGAGGAAGCAACUUCAGAUGUUACUAAGAUUGAAGUCUGAAGAAGCAGAGAAACUCAGAGGUGAGUUAUACUCUGAAGAACAGAAGACCCAAAUUAUGGCACAGAAAUUCCAAGGUGAAAUUGCAAUGGUCAAGAGAGAGCUUGAAAAAGAAAGAAGAGAAAGGCAGAAGGAUAGAGAUCUGCACCUUUCAUCUCGCCAAAAGAUGGUCAACGAAAUACUAGAAAAAGAAGUAGUCUGGGAGAAGCAAAUAAAGGGAUUGACACAAGACUUCUUCAAUUUAAAAGAGCAAAAUUGCAACAAAGAUCAGGAAAUUGAAAUGCUUAGGGAGGAAAUUGAUGAGCUACUUAAACACUUUGAUGCUGAGAAGGGAUGCAGAGGGGCUGCAGUAAGGGGAAGCCCUGCAUGGAGAUAAAAAAGGGUUGGGUUCAGAGCCAGGAUAAGGAAGCAAAACAUCUAAGAGUAGAAAUGAAUCAUGGAGUAAAAUCAGGCAUUGUAGAAGCAGUUGACAGUUGAACAGUGGUAACAAUCAAAGGAGUUAGCAGAGAAAUGCAGAAGCCACAUUAAGAGUAUAAUGACUGCAUGGUUGAACCGAAAUGCUUUUCAUCUCUCAUUGAAAAGCUUAUAUGAAGAUUUACAAUAUUGACAAAGAAGUUUGUUAUUUGCUUUA